Limulus polyphemus (Atlantic horseshoe crab) is the source of this 2492-nucleotide messenger RNA. Its product is annotated as zinc finger protein 664-like. The transcript is spliced from 3 exons. Bases 1 to 1326 code for a protein of 441 amino acids. NCBI's taxonomy places the organism in Eukaryota, Metazoa, Arthropoda, Merostomata, Xiphosura, Limulidae. The record is from RefSeq and is a predicted model, not a curated record.
AUGAAUCUUACCUCACUUGCUCCAGCCUUUGAACUUCACUAUAUUGCCCAAAAUAUAAAGACUGGUGCGACAAUCUGUUGUGGAAGUCAGUUUCCUGAAUUUCGUGUUUUAUUACGAGAAGAUCCCUUUAUAAAAGUCAUCAAAUCUCCAAAACCAAGUGAUAUAUGUGAAGAAAAUUUAAAUAUAAAUAACCUAAAACAAUCUGAUAUACACCAGGGUAUAGAUAAACCACACAGUCAGGUAAUCUGUGGAAAAGUAUCUGUAAUGGUGGAUUAUGGAAAGCAAGACACAAGGAUACAUUCUGAAGAGAAUCCAUAUCUUUGUAUAGUGUGUGGAAAGAACUUUGGAAGAAACUAUAGCUUAAAACAACAUCAAAGAAUACACACUGGGGAGAAACCUUACAGUUGUACGGUUUGUGGAAAACUUUUUGUAACAAAUAGUAGCUUAAAAACACAUCAGAAAAUACACACUGGGGAGAAACCUUACACUUGUGGAGUUUGUGGAAAACACUUUGGAACAAGUAGUAGCUUAAAAAAGCAUGAAAGAACACACACUGGGGAGAAACCUUACAGCUGUGCACUUUGUGCAAAACAUUUUCCAACAAAUAAUGAAUUAAAAAAGCAUGAAAGAAGACAUACUGGGGAUAAACCUUAUGGUUGUGUAGUUUGUGGAAAACACUUUUUAACAAAUGAUGAACUAAAAAUACAUCAAAGACGACACACUGGAGAGAAACCUUACAGUUGUGCAAUUUGUGGAAAAGACUUUAUAAGAAAUUCUGAAUUAAAACUGCAUCAAAAAAUACAUACUGGGGAGAAACCACACUGUUGUACAGUUUGUGGAAAACAUUUCAGAAGAAACUAUAGUUUAAAAAUACAUCAAAGAAUACACACCGGGGAGAAACCAUAUAGUUGUAUAGUUUGUGGAAAACACUUUGAAACAAGUGGUAGCUUAAAAACACAUCAGAGAAUACAUACUGGGGAGAAACCUUACAGUUGUACGGUUUGUGGAAAACAUUUUGGAGCAAAUAGUAGUUUAAGAAAGCAUGAAAGAAUACACACUGUGGAGAAACCUUACAGUUGUGCAAUUUGUAAAAAAUACUUUAGGAAAAAUGCUGAAUUAAAACUGCAUCAAAGAAUACACACUCGGGAGAAACCUUAUCAUUGUGAUGUUUGUGGGAAACAGUUUAGAUGUAACUCUAACUUAAAAAAUCAUAAAAGAAUACAUACUGGGGAGAAACCAUAUAGUUGUGAAGUGUGUGGAAAACAAUUUGGAAGCACCUCUAACUUGAAACAACAUCAAAGAAUACACACUGGGAAGAAACCUUAAAGUUUUAUGAUUUGUAAAAAAUAACUAUCUAUAAACUAUACAUUUGUGGUCUAUGUGUAAUAGAACAUUAAACAAAGUGAUUUAAAAAUGUAUCAGAGAAUACAUACUGGUCAGAAACCUUACAGUUGUGUAGCUUGUGUAAAAUGCUGGGACAAAUUGAUAUUUCAAAACAUAUUAAAUAAUACAUACUGCAGAGAACAGUUGUGUAGGUUGUGGAAAAGAUGUUGGAACAAAAAACUGAAGUAAAAUUAUUAUUAUUAAUGUUGGUUGUUGUGACUAUACCAUCAUAUUGAUUUUACACUCUAACAAGUUCGUGAUGAUCAUGUAAAGACUAAAAAUGCUUUCGUAAGGGGAGUUGCAAAAUAAAUCACACUUUUUUUUCCCCCGAAGUAAUGAUGAACUUGGUAGGACCAUGAAUAUCAUCAAUCAUGAGGAAACCUCAUUUCAACGUACUCUUGGGUGUUUGAUUCUUCGAAUUUCAUUUUUUGCAAAUCAUUUGAAUCAUAUCUGUCACUAGAACUCAGGUUCAUGUUGCAUGUGCUGCCUUCAGAAUGGCUCAGAAACUAGUUGCAGACAUGCUCUGAUAAUUCAAGUCUUCCAAUCAUCACAUCGCAAUGCCAGAUUUGAAAAAUCCAAUUAAUUCCUCAAAAGUUUCAGAAUUGUUGAAUUUGAAAAAGUGGUUGAAUGUGGAUUGGGAACUCUCCAGAUUUCAGUCUCGCCGAAAAUAUCGGAUCUUUCAUUCAACAAUGUACAGACAAAAUGUUGGAAACUUUGCCUGAAUGCAAGAGACAUAAAAGUGAAACCUUGAUUCGUGUUCUCACUGAUGUGCUCACAAAGACAGACAUGUUUGUUGCAUUUUUGAAAUCUUUUGCAAAUCGAUUAAAACUCGUGCGUGAGAACAAUGGUGGCCCAAUCAAGUGAUAUUGAUACUUGGAAUUACUUUUUGAUUGAAUUAAAAUCUUAUUUUACGUUGUUAUGCUCUCGGGGAAAAAAAGUGUUUUUAUUUUGCAACAUCCCUUACAUUUUGUAUUUACAUCUACAGUUUUUUUCAGUAUUUCUGCAUAUUGUAUGUGGUAUUUACUCUAUCACUAACUGUAUAUCAAUUAGUAAUGUAAAGUAAAUAGCUUAUAACUCUGACACAAAAUAAAGAUGUAUAUAAAAAACAA